GUCCGGGCGAGGCGGGGCGGGCGCCCGGUUUCCCGCGGUCCCAGCCGGCGGGGCCGGAGGAGAGUCGCUCUUAAAGGCCCAGCCCACGCGCGUCCUUUUGUUCCAGAGCCGCAGGGCGGGGCAGGCCGAGGUUUCGCAGUCUUGUCUCCUCUCCAGAACGACCAUGAUUUCCCAGUUCUUCAUUCUGUCCUCGAAGGGGGACCCGCUCAUCUACAAAGACUGUAUCCUUGACAUGCGGGGCGGGGGUGGAGGGACUUGGUGGGAGUGGUGCCCCAGAGACAGGGUGUAUCGCCAGCUUCUUAACUGUCCUUCCACCCGGUCAGUCCGCGGGGACAGUGGUGGCCGGGAUGUGGCCGAGCUCUUCUACCGGAAGCUGACGGGACUGCCCGGAGACGAGUCCCCGGUUGUCAUGCACCACGAUGGCCGUCAUUUUAUUCAUAUCAGACACAGCGGCCUCUAUUUGGUGGCCACGACUUCAGAAAACAUUUCUCCCUUCAGCCUCCUAGAGCUGCUCUCCCGGUUAGCCACCCUCCUGGGUGAUUACUGUGGCUCCCUGAGCGAGGGGACCAUCUCCCGCAAUGUAGCUCUUGUCUAUGAACUACUGGAUGAAGUGUUGGACUAUGGCUACGUACAGACCACAUCCAUGGAGAUGCUGAGGAACUUCAUCCAGACGGAAGCUGUGGUCAGCAAGCCCUUCAGCCUCUUUGACCUCAGCAGUGUUGGCUUGUUCGGGGCUGAGACACAACAGAGCAAAGUGGCCCCCAGCAGCGCAGCCAGCCGCCCCAUCCUCUCCAGUCACUCUGACCAGAAUCAAAAGAAUGAAGUUUUUUUGGAUGUGGUCGAGAGAUUGUCUGUACUGAUAGCAUCUAAUGGCUCACUAUUGAAGGUGGAUGUGCAGGGAGAGAUCCGACUCAAGAGCUUUCUGCCCAGCGGCUCUGAGAUGCGCAUUGGUUUGACAGAGGAAUUUUGUGUGGGGAAGUCAGAACUGAGAGGUUAUGGGCCAGGAAUUCGGGUUGAUGAGGUCUCAUUUCACAGCUCUGUGCAUCUGGACGAGUUUGAGUCUCAUCGAAUCCUCCGCUUGCAGCCACCUCAAGGAGAGCUGACUGUAAUGCGGUACCAACUCUCAGAUGACCUCCCCUCCCCUCUCCCUUUCCGGCUCUUUCCCUCUGUGCAGUGGGACCGAGGUUCAGGCAGGCUCCAGGUUUAUCUGAAGUUACGAUGUGAUCUACCUCCAAAGAGCCAAGCUCUCAACAUCAGGCUGUACCUUCCCCUGCCACGAGGGGUGGUCAGCCUCUCUCAGGAGCUGAGCAGCCCAGAUCAGAAGGCAGAGCUGGGGGAAGGAGCCCUUCACUGGGACCUACCUCGGGUACAAGGAGGCUCUCAGCUGUCAGGCCUUUUCCAGAUGGAUGUCCCCAGCCUCUCUGGGCCUGCUGGCCAUGGGCCCUCCACCUCAGCCCCUCCACUAGGGCUGGGCCCUGCAAGCCUCUCCUUUGAACUUCCCCGGCACACAUGCUCCGGCCUCCAGGUUCGCUUCCUCAGGCUUGCAUUCAGACCCUGCGGCAACGCCAACCCCCACAAGUGGGUGCGACACCUAAGCCACAGCGAUGCCUAUGUCAUUCGGAUCUGAGUGUCCCCAAAUGAGGACACUGUCAACAGGAAAAUGAUGAUGUCUGCUUUUCCAGCCUUCUGGCCCGCGUGUCUGGGAUGGAAGUCCUGGGACCAGGAAGCCGGGAGGGCUUGACAGGCUUAACCCUUACAUGAUAUCUGACACAGGAAGACUGAGGUGGAUCAGAACUUACAAAUCAAACUUUUAUUCUGAGGAACUAACUGUACAAUAUCUAAAAAGAAAAUUACGUGGGAGAAGUAGACUUACUACUUCCUUCCCCCCAACGUGUA
Messenger RNA from Loxodonta africana (African savanna elephant), 1896 nucleotides. It is a transcript of the gene AP4M1, whose product is annotated as adaptor related protein complex 4 subunit mu 1. Lineage: Eukaryota; Metazoa; Chordata; Mammalia; Proboscidea; Elephantidae. The record is from RefSeq and is a predicted model, not a curated record. The transcript is spliced from 14 exons. Gene Ontology annotation, cellular component: cytoplasmic vesicle; trans-Golgi network; clathrin adaptor complex. Gene Ontology annotation, biological process: intracellular protein transport; protein targeting; Golgi to lysosome transport. Bases 164 to 1627 code for a protein of 487 amino acids.